Messenger RNA from Punica granatum (pomegranate), 3420 nucleotides. The record is from RefSeq and is a predicted model, not a curated record. Lineage: Eukaryota; Viridiplantae; Streptophyta; Magnoliopsida; Myrtales; Lythraceae.
CCUUCUCUGUCAAUGCUUCUUAUUUGUGACAUGUAUCAAUCAUGCAGUGGGAGAGAGGUCUCCCAUCAAUUAUUCUCCCCCCUUCUAAGCCUUCUCCUUCUAAAGGCGUCUGCUUUCUGCAAGUUUCCUGCCCCAUCCCAUGUUCAGCUUAGACACUAGUCAAGCAACAGGCCUCUGCUCUCCCCUUCCUCUGUCCUCCCUCCAUAAACUUGUCCUGUUCCUGGGGGCAUCUCUUGCUUUUACUCCCCAAAUCUUGAUCUUUGCCACUAAUUGCGACCAUAACCAAGAAUUCCCAUUCCCACCUUGCUCUUUGGUGGGGGAGUUAAUGCUCUAGCUGCCUAUUCAAACAAACAGAAACCCAGCCCUCAAAUUUUAGCAAGAUUCCCCAAUUUGUGCGCUUUCAAGAUAAUUAAUCAAACUCCCACCAUUUCUUUUGCUAUUUGGAACUUGUGGGGACUGUAAUCUCGUAGAUAGAAGCUUCCCUUCAUCAGUUUCAAUCAUUGCCCCCAAUUUCUCUUCCCGGAACCCCACUGAGCCCAUUGUGUGAGAGGAAAUUGCUCUGCCUCCUCUGUGCAAGAUCUCUAGGGUUGCUAUGUGAAAUCUUGAAUCAACCCACCAAGCUCUGCUCUCUGAUCUGGCUGUCGGCUCUCAGAUUACUAGAAAGUCUCACCUGGGUGUUUGAAAAAGGAGCUUCCUUUGAGUGCGGACUGCAAUAUCUCUGGGUUCUUGUAUCAAAUCUGGAAUUUUUUAAUCUGGGUGUUUGUGGGUUGUUUUGGGAAGAAGCCCUCUCGUCUUUUGCUGUUAUGUUUCUUGUCUGAGAUCUUGAGUUCCUGAAUCUCUCCGUGUGUGCGAAAUGGCGAAUCUUGUUCCCGGGGUUCUCUUGAAGCUCCUGCAGCACAUGAACACAGAUGUGAAAGUUGCCGGUGAGCACAGAUCAUCUCUGCUUCAGGUUGUGAGCAUAGUCCCUGCCCUUGCUGGUGGUGAGUUGUUCCCAAAUCAAGGUUUUUAUUUAAGGGUCUCGGAUUCGUCUCAUGCCACUUAUGUCUCUCUUCCUGAUGAGCAUGAUGAUUUGAUCCUCAGCGAUAAGAUCCAGUUAGGCCAGUUCAUUCAUGUUGAACGGCUCGAGGCAGGUUCACCUGUUCCGGUUCUUCAGGGUGUCAGACCAGUUCCGGGUCGGCACCCUUGUGUCGGCACCCCCGAAGAUAUCGUGGCGACUGAUUCACUCGGGUUCCUCAAUAAUAACACCUCUUCGGGAUCGAAGAACAUAGAGAAAGUUAAGUCCCUGGCAAGUUUGAAACCACUGGGCAGUAAUCUUAACGAGAAGGAGAAAAUAUCACCCUUUAAGCUGAAUGUUAUUUCAAAGAUGGAGAAGGAUAAGAAGGGAGGUUCCUUGGGUCAACCAAAGUCUGAGGUAGCGAAAUCGAAACCUUCACUUGUUGUUGAGGUCAAGAAGGAACCUUUAACGAGAGUGAAGUCUCUGAACUCACGUUCUAUACCUUCAUCGCCCACAAGCUGUUACUCUUUGCCGAAUUCUUUCGAGAAGUUUGCUAAUGGUGUUAAGCAGCAAGCUGAGAUAAAGGGGCUGAAGAAGGUUAGUACUCUACGUGGGCAAAGUCAGAAUGGGAAGAGGCUCCCAUUAGAUAGCCCUUUUAGGAGUCUCGUCCAAGGGACAGAGUUCGGAGCAAGGGUAUUAAGGAAGAGCUGGGAAGGGAAUAUAGAGGUUAAGAGUCGGGAAAGUUUGAAAUCGAGGUCCAGCAAGCCAGAUUCAAGGAGCGAAACUCGCAGUACUUCUACUCCAAGGAAGAGUGUCUCUAGCGAAAGAUUGGUGCCUAAGGAAGAGAACAGGGUAACCUCAUUGAAGUCAUCUAAGGAAGAGAACAAGGCCCAGGUGUCCGUGAAGAAGGCCCCAGCUAAUGGAAAUAUGGAUGAUCGGCAGAAGACAAUUAGGCCUCGGGAUGUCAAGAAACUGUCUUUAGAUUCCAAUCAUGGACUGCCUGGCUGUUUUUUGAAGGUUCCGCUGAGUAGUGGGAAAUUGACAGAGGGAAGCGUUGCAUGGAGUUCGCUUCCUUCUUCGCUUGCAAAGCUUGGAAAGGAAGUUAUGAAGCACAAAGAUAUUGCCAGAGCUGCAGCAAUUGAGGCUAUGCAGGAGGCAUCUGCUGCUGAGAGCCUGCUUAGAUGUUUAAGCAUGUACUCGGAGCUCACAGUGAGCGCUAAAGAGGACAACCCGCAGCAGACUGUGGAACAAUUCUUGACCCUCUAUUCGAGUCUCAGCAACAUCCACUCAAUCGCGGAUUCUCUAGCAAAGACCAUUGCAUCAAACAACCCAUCACAAUCUCCUGAAGAAAACCCGCUUUCAGAAGAAGCCUUGAAGGCUUUAUCAGUGAGACGAAAGCGGGCAGCUUCGUGGGUCCAAGCUGCUCUAGCCACCAACUUAUCACCCUUUAACGUAUUCACCAGAGAACCACUUUCAAAUCAGAAACUUGCCCCAGGAAAUCAACCUGUACUAGUCCUUGAAAGUGCUUCCUCGAAGACCGACCCAGCGAAGACCCAAUCCAAGGCCCGACCCUCAGCUGUGGGGCCAAAGGUUGUGACCGGGUCCCGCAGGACUGGGGGAGAUGUAACUGGGAAUGGCCAGAAGGCUGGACAGACCCAGCCUCCACUGCCUGAAUGGGUCAAGGGAAGUAGUGCCGAAGACUCCAUGGACCUGGCCGGGAAGCUGAGGCUCGAGUCACGAGAUUGGUUCCUGGGGUUUGUCGAGCGGUUCCUUGACGCCGAAUCCGACAUGUCAGUGCUCUCAGACAAUGGCCAGAUUGCAGGGAUGCUGAGCCAGCUCAAGAGCCUCAAUGACUGGCUAGACGAGAUUGGGUCAAGCAAGGGGGGCGAGGAUGAGGAAGAGGAAGAGGAAGAGGAAGAGGAAGAUUCAGCUUCUCCCCGGGUCUCCCCUGAAACAGUCGACCGGCUCAGGAAGAAGAUCUAUGAGUACCUCCUCACAAACGUUGAAUCUGCUGCAGCUGUACUAGGGAACGGAUCCCAGCAGUCGCCACGGACACAGGCGGCAGAAGUCAAAGCAAGGAGGUGACAAGACGACGAAAGAAUCUCAUCUCCCGAAUGGUACUUAAUUUUCAAAUUUUCUUUGGUGUAUAUACAUAGGUGAUGUGCCACCCGGGUUCGUCGGAGAUGUUAGGGAUUGGAGUAGAGAGGUAUUGUUGAUUAUCGUAAUUAUCGUCAUUAUUAGCAAACGAAAAGGAUUUGACGUGAUGCAAAGUUUUAGCAUUUAGGACAUCCUCGGUUCUCUUAGAAUUGCAUACAAGAAUGGAAAUUGUACACUAAACAGUUUGGUCAUUAUCUCUUGUUGAUCGAAGCUGUGAUCACCAAGUUAAUGUUAUUGUUUGCAAAUUUCAGUUGUGUUGAUUUUCUUGA